Daphnia pulex (common water flea) is the source of this 3135-nucleotide messenger RNA. RefSeq names its product mRNA decay activator protein ZFP36L2-A-like. Lineage: Eukaryota; Metazoa; Arthropoda; Branchiopoda; Diplostraca; Daphniidae. Gene Ontology annotation, molecular function: mRNA binding; metal ion binding. The transcript is spliced from 2 exons. The coding region runs from base 863 to 2089 and encodes 408 amino acids. The record is from RefSeq and is a predicted model, not a curated record.
GUGUUUUUUAUAUGUAAUUUACCCCGCUCGAAUCAAGGUCGUUCGUGACCAGCGGCCAUGAUAGAUUUUUUUCAGUUUUCUGUUCCCUCCUCCAUCCCCGAUGAUGAUUAUCUAAAAAGUCCUGUGUGUGUGUGUUGAAUAGUUAAUGUCGUAGUGGUGCUGCUGCCAAGAGAUGACUAGGAGAAAGUUGAGAGAGGGAAUUCUUUCACCAGUUUUUCAACCACUAACCUGGUGACCUACCUGCACCCGAGACCCACUCUUGAACCGGCUCUUGUCUAUUUUCUUUCUUCCCCAAAAAAGUAUCUUAUUAUUUUUAUCUGUCGAGAGAGACUUGCGCCACAUUGGCCGAUAAGAAAAACUGUGAAACGGCCAGUCGAUGGAUAUUUUUUCGUGUGUCCUGUCUUGUCCACGUGAUUGAGGGAAAACUUCCGGGCACGAGGUGCACGUGUGUGUGUGUGCAAAGGGAAGCCAUUGCGACACUUUCGCGUGCCGAUCAUCUUUUCUUCUUCUUCUUCUUGUUGUUUCGUUUGGGAACGUUGAUUCAAUUAAGUCAACUUUCUACUAGCUGUAGGGAGAGAAAAAGAGAAAAUGUUGGACAAAGGGAAAAUGAGGAAGGGAGGCCUACUGACCUACUUGUUGCUCUCUCGUCCACUCCGCCCUCUUUCUCUUGGAGAUGGCAGAGAGGGGGGAAGGAGUCGCGCAAUUUUCACCUCGAUACUUUCUAACUGGGAAAAAUAGAAUUGGACGGACGUUGGAGCUCUUUCCAUUCUUCAGUCGCCUUCCAGCUUCCGUGCUGGACGUGUCGUGCAUCUUUUUUUCUCUCAUUGGAUAACUCCAAAUCUCUACCAACAACCAACACGAAAUGCCUUCAACUUUGUCCCGUAGUUAUUCGGUGCCAGUGAGCUUUGUUCCGACACAGCCGACACGUUUGAAGGAUGUUGCGGCGUCGACCAUGAAUCAUCAGAUUGACCCGAAAGCGGUGGGUGCUCACAGGCCGUUGAGUCGUCGCCGUUCUAAUCCUCCGGGCAGCCCAGAUUCGGACGAGGGCAGCCUCUUUGGAGCUGAUUCGCUAUCGUCGUUAUCAUCUCUGCUGACGAAUCAAUUGCAGCAACACAAUAAUCAUUCAACUUUGAUGAUGCAAUUGCAUCGAAGCGGUCACCGCAAACUGGACAGGAGCCACAGCGAGCCGGUGGUGGAUCGAUCUGCCCAAUUGGCCCAGCAGCAACAGCAAAUCAAUCAGCAGCAGCAAUCCAAUUCCAGCCGCUACAAGACGGAGCUGUGCCGACCUUACGAAGAGAAUGGAACCUGCAAAUAUGGCGACAAAUGCCAAUUUGCUCACGGAUUUCACGAGCUUCGCAGUCUCAUCCGUCACCCCAAAUACAAGACGGAAUUGUGCCGCACUUUCCACACCAUCGGCUUUUGCCCCUACGGCCCACGUUGCCAUUUCGUCCACAAUGCCGAAGAGGCUCGCAACAAUUCGCCACCACCACCGGCAACCACCAAGAACAACAACAACAAUCAACACGCUCAUCGUGGUAAAUUCACUCUUCCGGCCGGAGUGGUUGGAAUGGGUGGCAAUGGAUCGACGGCUGAUUCUCCGUCUCCUCCGUCGUCAUUGAGCGAGUCUCCGACCUCAAUGAGCACUUUCUUCUCGGAUGACAUGUAUCCGGGCAACCCGUUUUCACCAAUGGGACCCUCUUCAUCUUCAUCUUCGUCUGGAUUGGGCAACGCGUCCGCCUUCCUGUUUGGAUCGACCGAUUUCGGUUUGCCGCUCUUUUCCUCUGGAAAGGCCAACAGUUAUUCGUCUGCCUUCAACAAUAACAACAACAAUAGCAGCACCAACAACAACAAUUUGAAGCGUUCGGUGACUUCGACUGGCAAGAAUUUCAUUCCGGAAUUGGACUCGCCUUCACCGGUGGGCUCUUUGGCUUCCGACUUGGAUUCGCUGAGUCUGGGCAGCACGAGCUGCAGCAGCAGCAGCAAUGGCGGCACUAGCCCUCCACCAUCCAUCUCCAGCCCCAUGGAUACUUCACGCGCUCUCCGGCUCCCCAUUUUCAGCCGCAUCUCCGAGACUUUGAACGAAGAUUAAGAAAAUCUAAAUUGCAAAAAAAGGGGGGAUUAUUUCUACAACAACAACAACAACAUACCACAUGCUAUUUACUAAUCAACUUUGAGGUAUUUACACUAAAAAAAAGCAAAAAAGCAAAAAAAAAACCAAUCCGGAAGUGUGUGGGUGUGCGCGUAAGAGAGAAGAGUGUGUGGCUUUAUAUAUUUCGACGCCACUGUGAUAGAAAAUGAUUCAAAUUUUUUUUUGUUUCUUUUUUUGAGAAAAAAAAUCAGACCAAAACAUGCAAAAGAUUUUUGACUUUCCCUCCCCCACCCAAAUGUAUUUUUUUUUUCAUUUUUCAAGGGCCUGUGUCGUAAGUUAUAAAUGUUUUUGACCAAGAAGAAACAUGUUGUCCUUCUCCCAACCGCCCCCCACACCAACCCCGGACCAAAAAGCGAAUGUGUAAUCCCCCUCCAAAACCGUCGUCGUAGUAGGUGUUAUGUUAUUUAUGCAGUUUAUUUAUAAUAUGAGGUAUUUUCUUUUUUUUUUCUACACUUUCAUUAUUUCUCUUUAAUUCUUAUUCAUUUAGUCAGGGAGCGUAAGUUAAUAAUUAACGGGACUUUUUUUUUCUUUUUUUUUUAUUUCAAUUAUUUUCUCUUUUUUUCCAAAAUAUUCACACCCCAUUGGUUUUUCUUCCAUCGAUCUGCUCUUGUCUUCUUUUUUAUAUAUUGAAAAAUAAUAAGGUUUUGACAACCCCAUUUUAUUAUUUUGGACUGACGUGUUUUUCAUCGUCGACAAUAUUUUUUUUUUGGUUUUCUCUCCCUUCAUUUUUAUCAUCUCCUCUUUAAUAUAUGAAAUGAUUAAUCGGAGAAAAAAUGCCUAAUGUGUGUGUGUGCAUGUAUGUGUGUACGAUUGUUUCCAUGGAAACGGACCACUCGAAAAUGUGUUUUUUUCAUCUAAUUUUUUAAUUCAAUCAUUUUUUUUUGCAUGUCUCGCGUUUAACGAUACGGCUCGAUGAAUUUAUUUUUCUCUUCAAAACAGCAGCAACAACAAAAAUAAUUAAAAAAAAAAUACAAGGGUUUAUAAUA